Molecule: messenger RNA, 1527 nt
Organism: Amaranthus tricolor (Joseph's coat)
Lineage: Eukaryota; Viridiplantae; Streptophyta; Magnoliopsida; Caryophyllales; Amaranthaceae
Product: photosystem II CP47 reaction center protein-like
Exons: 1
Coding region: 1-1527 (508 amino acids)
Biological process (GO): photosynthetic electron transport in photosystem II; photosynthesis; photosynthesis, light reaction
Cellular component (GO): membrane; photosystem II
Molecular function (GO): chlorophyll binding
Source: RefSeq, a predicted model, not a curated record
AUGGGUUUGCCUUGGUAUCGUGUUCAUACCGUCGUAUUGAAUGAUCCUGGUCGGUUGAUUUCUGUCCAUAUCAUGCAUACAGCUCUGGUUGCUGGUUGGGCUGGUUCGAUGGCUCUAUAUGAAUUAGCAGUUUUUGAUCCCUCUGACCCCGUUCUUGAUCCAAUGUGGAGACAGGGUAUGUUCGUUAUACCUUUCAUGACCCGUUUAGGAAUAACCAAUUCAUGGGGCGGUUGGAGUAUUACAGGGGGGACUAUAACGGAUCCCGGCAUUUGGAGUUACGAAGGUGUGGCUGGCGCGCAUAUUGUGUUUUCUGGCUUGUGCUUUUUGGCAGCUAUUUGGCAUUGGGUGUAUUGGGAUCUAGAAAUAUUUUGUGAUGAACGUACAGGAAAACCUUCUUUGGAUUUGCCUAAGAUUUUUGGAAUUCAUUUAUUUCUUUCGGGGGUGGCUUGUUUUGGUUUUGGUGCAUUUCAUGUAACAGGCUUGUACGGUCCCGGAAUCUGGGUGUCCGACCCUUAUGGACUAACUGGAAAAGUACAACCUGUAAGUCCAGCAUGGGGUGUGGAAGGUUUUGACCCUUUUGUUCCAGGAGGAAUAGCUUCUCAUCAUAUUGCUGCAGGGACAUUAGGCAUAUUAGCCGGUCUAUUCCAUCUUAGUGUCCGGCCGCCUCAACGUCUAUACAAAGGGUUAUGUAUGGGCAAUAUUGAAACCGUUCUUUCUAGUAGUAUCGCUGCGGUCUUUUUUGCAGCUUUUGUUGUUGCUGGAACUAUGUGGUACGGUUCAGCAACUACUCCAAUAGAAUUAUUCGGCCCCACCCGUUAUCAAUGGGAUCAAGGAUACUUUCAGCAAGAAAUAUACCGACGGGUAAGUGCUGGACUAGGCGAAAAUCAAAGUUUAUCAGAAGCUUGGUCGAAAAUUCCUGAGAAAUUCGCUUUUUAUGAUUACAUUGGUAAUAAUCCGGCGAAAGGAGGAUUAUUUAGAGCGGGCUCAAUGGAUAACGGCGAUGGAAUAGCUGUUGGAUGGUUAGGACACCCUGUUUUUAGAGAUAAAGAAGGACGUGAACUUUUUGUACGCCGUAUGCCUACUUUUUUUGAAACCUUUCCGGUCGUUUUGAUCGACGGGGACGGAAUUGUUCGAGCUGAUGUUCCUUUUAGAAGAGCGGAAUCUAAGUAUAGCGUUGAACAAGUAGGUGUAACUGUUGAGUUUUAUGGUGGCGAACUCAACGGAGUCAGUUAUAGUGAUCCUGCUACUGUGAAAAAAUAUGCUAGACGUGCUCAAUUAGGUGAAAUUUUCGAAUUAGACCGUGCUACUUUGAAAUCAGAUGGUGUUUUUCGUAGUAGUCCGAGGGGUUGGUUUACCUUUGGACAUGCUUCCUUUGCCCUACUAUUCUUCUUCGGACACAUCUGGCAUGGGUCGCGAACUUUGUUCCGAGAUGUUUUUGCCGGUAUUGACCCCGAUUUGGAUGUUCAAGUAGAAUUUGGCGCAUUCCAAAAAAUUGGAGAUCCAACUACAAGAAGACAAGGAGUUUAA